AACAUACCUGUCAGCAUGAAUGUUACCUCUAACAAAAAAUUAACAUGUCGUCGACAGUAUCAACACCAUCCCAAACAGACAAAGAAUUGGAUAUCUCCAAUGCAGCGCGAGGAGUUUGGUUGGUAAAGGUUCCGAAGUAUAUCAAUCAAAAGUGGGAAAAAGCUGCAGGAAAUGUAGAAGUUGGGAAGCUCAGAAUCACAAGAAAUCCUGGUCAGAAAGCAGUUGUUACCCUUGCCUUGUCAGAUUUUCUGAUAGCCCAGGAUCCAGGGCAGUCAACUAUCCCCAAAGACCAUCGAUUAGAUGUGCAGAUUGUUGAGAGGCAAACUCUUGGUGUUUUUUCUCACUCCUCUCCAGCAAAUUUGGACUCAGUGGUCCCAGACUCAGAAAAGUUAUGUUUUGAAGGGAAGAUUCAGCAAAAGUUGGAAUGUCGUCCGUAUGCUGAUAAAGGGUACAUGCGUUUGAAGGCAGAAACCUUUAGAAAGGCAGCUCAGCCUGUAAGGAAAGUUCAGCAGCUUGAUAGGAUAGUUCAGAACUACAAGCCUGUUGCGAAUCACAAACACAAUAUUGAGUAUGAAGAGAGAAAGAAAGCAGAAGGGAAAAAGGCAAGAGAUGAUAAGGAUGCUGUCAUGGAAAUGAUGUUUGCUGCAUUUGAAAAGCACCAGUACUAUAAUAUUAAAGACCUUGUUAAAAUCACUAAACAGCCAGUGACAUACUUAAAAGAGAUAUUGAAGGAAGUUUGUGAUUACAACAUGAAGAAACCACAUAAAAACAUGUGGGAAUUGAAGCCCGAAUAUAGGCAUUAUAAGGAACAAUCUACUGAAAAAGACAACAAAUCAGAUUCUGAUUAGGCAAGCUGAAGGGCAAUUGUAAAUUAUUUGAUAUGUAAAUUAGAAUAAAUGAAAUACUGUGUGUAAAAAAUGUA
This is a messenger RNA of Frankliniella occidentalis (western flower thrips), 922 nucleotides long. Its product is annotated as general transcription factor IIF subunit 2-like. The record is from RefSeq and is a predicted model, not a curated record. Bases 45 to 848 code for a protein of 267 amino acids. The transcript is spliced from 8 exons. Gene Ontology annotation, biological process: transcription initiation at RNA polymerase II promoter; transcription by RNA polymerase II. NCBI's taxonomy places the organism in Eukaryota, Metazoa, Arthropoda, Insecta, Thysanoptera, Thripidae. Gene Ontology annotation, cellular component: transcription factor TFIIF complex.